GUUUUGGGUCCAGGGAGCUGUCCCUUUUUUUUGAGGUUGUCAAGAAGAUGGCGGCUUCCAGGCAGGCAUGAGAGCAGAUACUUCUCAGUAAAUCAAACGCAGACAAUUACUUUUUUUCAAGUCUGACCCCAAAACACAUCUUGCUGAAUAUAAUACACUGAAACGCAAGACUAUGUCGUCGCCCGGUGGCACGGUUCUGCAGCCGCGCUGGAAGCGGGUGUUGGGCUGGUCCGGCCCCGUCCCGCGACCCCGACACGGCCACCGAGCGGUGGCAAUCAAAGAGCUUAUGGUCGUGUUCGGGGGAGGAAAUGAAGGAAUUGUGGACGAGCUGCACGUCUACAACACGGCUACAAACCAGUGGUUUAUUCCAGCGGUGCGUGGUGACAUCCCCCCAGGCUGCGCUGCCUAUGGCUUUGUGUGCGAUGGAACCCGUCUGCUUGUGUUCGGGGGAAUGGUGGAAUACGGCAAAUACAGCAACGACUUGUAUGAGCUGCAGGCCAGUAGGUGGGAAUGGAAAAAGCUGAAGCCCAAAGCUCCUAAGAAUGGCCCCCCACCGUGCCCUCGCCUGGGUCACAGCUUCUCCUUGGUGGGGAAUAAGUGCUACCUGUUUGGAGGUCUGGCAAAUGACAGCGAGGACCCCAAAAACAACAUUCCUAGGUACCUGAACGACCUGUACACCUUGGAGCUACGUGCAGGGUCCAGUGUUGUCGGCUGGGACAUCCCCAUCACAUACGGCGUGCUGCCGCCGCCCCGUGAGAGCCACACUGCUGUGGUCUAUACUGACAGGGAGAGCAGGAAAUCCCGACUGAUCAUCUAUGGGGGCAUGAGCGGCUGCCGCCUGGGUGACCUCUGGACACUCGACAUUGACACCCUUACCUGGAACAAGCCAACAGUUAGUGGCACAGCACCGUUGCCUCGCAGCCUCCAUUCUGCCACCAUCAUCACGAACAAGAUGUACGUGUUUGGAGGGUGGGUUCCCUUGGUGAUGGACGACGUGAAGGUGGCCACUCAUGAGAAAGAAUGGAAGUGCACAAACACACUGGCCUGUCUGAACCUGGACUCUAUGACCUGGGAAACAGUGCUGAUGGACACCCUGGAGGACAACAUCCCGCGAGCAAGAGCAGGGCAUUGUGCCGUCGCCAUUAACUCUCGGCUCUAUGUCUGGAGCGGCCGAGACGGCUACCGCAAGGCCUGGAAUAACCAAGUUUGCUGCAAGGACCUUUGGUACUUGGAGACAGACAGGCCCCCUGCUCCUUCACGUGUGCAGCUGGUUCGUGCCAACACAAACUCGCUGGAGGUGAGCUGGGGCUCCGUGCCCACAGCUGAUACAUACUUGCUGCAGCUGCAGAAAUACGACAUCCCUGCUGCCACUGCUGCCACGUCACCGGCCCUUAAUCCGGCCCCCUCGCUGCCUAAUAACUCGCCCAAGAGCCCCGCCCCAGCAGCAGCGGCACCAGCUGCCCAGAACCUGCCGCACACAGGCAUAACCCUCGUACCUCAGUCUGCCUCGCCCACAACCUCAGGGCUGCCUGUCCUCCCCACUGUGCCAGGAAACCCCUUGGCUGCUGCCACAGCCCGGGCCCCUGCUAUCCUGAAGGUGGCCGCACCUCAGUCCAGCGCUGGCGCCUCCAUUGUCACAGUGCGACAGGCAAAUCAGGCUGUGAAGUCCCCUGUCACAGUCACUUCGCUCCCGGCAGGUGUCCGUAUGGUUGUGCCUGCACAGAGCCCUCAAGGAACGGUACGACAAAUGCCGAUCGGAAGCAGUUCCCAGAUGAGUGGAAUGGCCGCCCUCGCUGCAGCGGCCGCAGCUACGCAAAAGAUCCCACCUUCCUCUACAGCCACAGUGCUGAACAUGCCAGCUGGGGCCACCAUUGUCAAAACUGUGGCUGUAACCCCAGGCUCCACCACCCUGCCUACCACCGUCAAAGUGGCCUCCCCUGUUAUGGUGAGCAACCCGGCUACCCGCAUGCUGAAGACGGCAGCUGCCCAAGUGGGCACAUCUGUUGUGUCCACCCCCAGCACACCAUCCCGUCCCAUCAUCACUGUGCACAAGUCUGGCACCGUGACUGUGGCCCAGCAGGCCCAGGUGGUCACCACCGUAGUGGGUGGUGUCACCAAGACGAUCACCCUGGUCAAGAGUCCCAUCACUGUGGGGAGCGGUGGAACUCUGAUCUCCAACCUUGGGAAAAUGAUGUCUGUGGUUCAGACUAAGCCGGUGCAGACCUCUGCAGUUACCGGCCAGGCGUCCACUAGCCCAGUAACCCAGAUCAUACAGACCAAGGGUCCCCUUCCAGCAGGCACUAUCCUCAAGCUAGUGACAUCAGCUGAUGGCAAGCCUACCACAAUCAUCACCACCACCCAGGCUGGGGGCACUGGCAGCAAGCCCACCAUCCUGGGGAUCAGCAGCGUGUCACCCACCACCACAACAAAACCAGGCACUACUACCAUCAUCAAGACCAUCCCCAUGUCGGCCAUCAUGACCCAGCCUGGAGCGACAGGUGUCACCAGCAGCCCAGGAAUCAAGACACCCAUCACAAUCAUCACCACCAAGAUGAUGACCUCUGGUACAGGCACCCCUGGCAAAAUAAUCACAGCUGUGCCUAAGCUGGGUACAGGACCUGGACAGCAGGGCCUCACUCAGGUGGUCCUGAAGGGUGCACCAGGACAGCCAGGCACUAUCCUGCGUACAGUGCCCAUGGGUGGUGUCCGACUCGUUACCCCAGUGACAGUAUCUGCUGUCAAGCCAACUGUAACUACCCUGGUUGUUAAAGGGACAACAGGUGUGACAACCCUGGGGACAGUAACAGGCACUGUGUCCACCAGCUUAGCAGGGGGGAGCGUCAGUACCGCUAACGCCUCCCUGGCUACUCCCAUCACCACCCUUGGCACCAUUGCCACCCUGUCCAGCCAGGUGAUCAACCCAGCUGCCAUCACUGUGUCUGCUGCACAGACCAGCUUGACCACAGCAACACCUCUUGCCACUCCCACAAUCACCAUGCAGUCCUUAAACCAGCCCACCCAGGUGACCCUUAUUACCACUCCGAGUGGUGUGGAGGCGCAGUCUGUGCAGGAGUUGCCUGUCUCCAUCCUGGCCUCCCCCACUUCUGAGCAGCCGACUGGUGCUGUGGCUGAGGGCGGUGCAGGGGAUGCACCUGGUACUGUCACUCUAGUCUGCUCUAACCCACCCUGCGAAACGCAUGAGACAGGAACCACCAACACGGCCACCGUGGCAACUGUUAACCUGGGUGGAGUGCAGAGGGUCUGUUCCAACCCCCCAUGUGAGACCCAUGAGACGGGAACCACCAACACAGCCACCACAGCAUCAGCGAACAUGGGUACCGUGCAGAGGGUCUGUUCCAACCCCCCAUGUGAGACCCAUGAGACGGGAACCACCAACACGGCCACCACAGCAUCAGCGAACAUGGGUACCGUGCAGAGGGUCUGUUCCAAUCCCCCGUGCGAGACUCAUGAAACGGGAACCACCAACACUGCCACUGUUGCCUCUGCCAACAUGGGUGGGGUGCAGCAGGUGUGCACCAGUCCCCCCUCAGAGACCCAUGACACCAGCACUACCAACACUGCCACAACCGCCUGCUCAAAUAUGGGCUCCGAUCAGAUGGGCACAGUCCAGAGUGCCUCAGGGUCUCAUUCCCCUCCCUCGUCCACAGCUGCUCUCUCGCCUUCCUCUACCAGCUGCACAACCACAGGCGCAAGCUCUGUUCCUGAGGGUCACGGACCCCAGAACCUGCGAACCGGCACCACCUACACCUCCACCAUGGCCUGCUCCAACAUGGGCUCCGACCAGACGGGCACUGUACAAAGUUCCCAGUCCACUGGUGCUUCUGGCCUCAUUUCACAGCUGGAGCCUGUUUGUUCCAACCCGCCCUGCGAAACCCAUGAGACGGGCACCACCAACACGGCAACGCAAGCGUCCUUAAGCAUGGGCUUCGAGCAGACCGGUGCCGUCCAGAGGGUGUGCUCCAACCCGCCCUGUGAAACCCAUGAGACGGGCACCACCAACACAGCAACGCAAGCGUCCUCAAGCAUGGGCUCCGAGCAGACCGGUGCCGUCCAGAGGGUGUGCUCCAACCCGCCCUGUGAAACCCAUGAGACGGGCACCACCAACACAGCAACGCAAGCGUCCUCAAGCAUGGGCUCCGAGCAGACCGGUGCCGUCCAGAGGGUGUGCUCCAACCCGCCCUGUGAAACCCAUGAGACGGGCACCACCAACACAGCAACGCAAGCGUCCUCAAGCAUGGGCUCCGAGCAGACUGGUGCCAUCCAGACGAUGUGCUCCAACCCGCCCUGCGAAACCCACGAGACAGGCACCACCAACACACCAUCCACAGUCUCCUCCAGCAUGGGCUCUGACCAAGCUGGGACUGUGCAAAGGGUGUGUUCCAACCCGCCCUGCGAAACCCAUGAGACAGGCACCACCAGCACGGCCACCACGGCAACCUGCAGCAUGGAGAAUGGUGAGGGCACAGCCCAGCAGAGCGGCGAGGCAGCUGAAGGAGACUCUGGUGUGAGCAGCACCACAGACGUCUUUUCCACACCCGCCCAUUGCACAGGUGUGACUGUUUCCACAACGACACCAAGCAGGGCCCUCACUAUUGUGACCCAGGCCACACCUGCUCCAGGCCCCUCUGUGCCGUCCAUCACCUCUAUCACAGAGUCAUCCUCAGUGGCAGCGAGUGAGGAGGUCCCGGUCGAGAUCACCCAGGAGCAAUUGCAGCAGCAGAGUGAAGCCGAAGCAGAGGAGAUGCAUCAGGUCCCCGAGGAGGCAGAGCCCAUGCAGACAGAGUGCCAAGCCCAGGAGGGCCAGGAGGCUAGAGCAAUUCCUAUGGAAGAAGCUGAGGCCAUGGUAGAGGGGGAUGCUGCACAGAUGGAGCAGCUUCCCAUCGCCAUGGAAACGCAACCAAGCCAGGAAGACCAUGCAGAGGUGGAAGGAGCGGAGGCUGCUUCAGUGGCUGUUGCAGCCACAGACUCGGAAGCCCUCGCUCUACCUCCCGAGCUGAUGUCUGAGGGGCAGCCUACCACGCUGAUGGUGACAGGACUCACUCCAGAGGAGCUGGCUGUGACAGCGGCUGCAGAAGCAGCAGCGCAAGCUGCUGCCUCGGAAGAGGCACAGGCUCUAGCCAUCCAGGCUGUCCUGCAGGCUGCACAGCAGGCCGUCAUGAGUGCUGGAGACGGAGACCCAGGUGCCGAUGGUCAGCAGACCACCACUAUCCCCAUAGUGCUGACCCAACAGGAUCUGGCUGCCCUUGUCCAGCAGCAGCAGCAGCUGCAAGAGGCACAGGCAGCAGCUGCAGUUGCUGCAGCUGCACAGCAGCAAGCGGAUACCCAAGCUGCGGCCCUGCCCACUGAAGGGCUCGCCCCAGCUGACAGCCUCAACGACCCUGCCUCCGAGAGCAACGGCCAGCACGACAUAGCAGCCGCUGUAACUAGUGCAGUAGCUGGAUUGCUACCGCACACGUCUGCAGAAACCUUGGCCCCAUCCAGCACUUUUGCUCCUUCACAGCCUGUGGUGGUUGCCAGCCCGGCCAAGAUGCAGGCAGCCGCAGCCUUAACGGAAGUAGCCAAUGGCAUCGAAUCUGUGGCUGGGAAGCCAGCUGCUCCCCCUGCCCCUGCCAAGACCCCUGUGAAAAAGGAGAACCAGUGGUUUGAUGUAGGAAUAGUCAAGGUGACCAACAUGGUUGUCACCCACUACUACGUUCCAGGGGAUGACACGCCUGCUACUGAUGAUGACUCGGGGACUGUCCCAGAUUACAGCCAAAUGAAGAAAAUGGAGCUGCAGCCAGGCACGGCCUACAAGUUCCGGGUUGCUGGGAUCAAUGCCUGUGGCCGCGGGGCCUUUUCAGAAAUCUCAGCCUUCAAGACUUGCCUGCCAGGCUUCCCAGGAGCACCCUGUGCCAUCAAGAUCAGCAAGAGCCCUGAUGGUGCCCACCUGACCUGGGAGCCUCCCUCCGUGACAUCAGGGAAGAUCAUUGAGUACUCUGUGUACCUGGCUAUCCAGAGCACACAAAGCAGCGAGCCCAAGGCCUCGUCCCCAGCACAGCUAGCCUUCAUGCGUGUGUACUGUGGGCCCAGCCCUUCAUGCCUUGUGCAGACUUCCAGCCUCUCCAAUGCCCACAUUGACUACACCACCAAGCCAGCUAUCAUCUUCCGCAUUGCGGCACGCAACGAAAAGGGUUAUGGUCCAGCCACGCAAGUCCGGUGGCUGCAAGAGUCUAGUAAAGAUGGGUCCGCUGGAAAACCUGGGGCCAAAAGGCCAGUUUCAUCCCCAGACGUCAAGGCCACAGGUCCAAAGAAAGCAAGGUCGGACCAGUGAUCUUCCCCCGUGCCCUCUGUCCCUCCUGACCAGGGCAGGGCAGACCUCUACUCCAUCGUCCCUGUUCAUCCUUCACCCUCCCCACAGCUGCAACUGAAACCAUACCCCUCCAUGUAUAGAAGGCAAAGUGGCAGCAAAAACAAACCUUUACAGUUUCUUUAAGAAAGAAGACCCCCUUGUCAUGGGGCUUAGUGGUGCCAUGGACGCCUCAUCUCAAAGCGUGUUUUUAACUUUUUAUUUUGUUACUACUGUUUCUUGAACAAAAAUGAAAAGCACAUUUACAUUUUUCACCAUUUCCUGUCACAUUUACGAGGGGAAGAAGCUACAUUUAUAAUGAUGUGACUACCUGAAUUUUACUUUUUGUUCAGACUUCUGUUUGUGCGUUUCCUUAAUUUUUCCUUUCCUUCAGUUGAAGGACAAUUGACAAACAGCUUUGCUCACUGUUAGAUAGCUUAAACUUUUUGUAUUUUGGUGGGAGGGACAGAGAGGUUGCAGAGGACAAGUGGGAAGCGAAAGAGCAGUUGGCUGUAAUGCUUCAAACAUGGAAGAAGAAAAUGGAAAACAUAGCACUUGUUCACAGUGAAAGGAGAUGCAUUCUGGGAGAUUCUUUACCGCAAGGAGACUGGACUCUUGUCUCCUGGUUUUGCCAUCAAUUUGUGUGUUUACCCUGUAAGGAGAAGAGCAGAUGGAGGACACUGCCUUCCGAUGCUGAGAAACGAGGAAGAACGAAGGAACUGGUUCACGUGGAGGUGGAGCAUAGAACAGACUGGCACAUGAAAAACCUUGCAAAAAAACCCCCCAAAAAAUUAGCAAGCGAUGAUGCAGAAGUUCUGCGUGUAGUUUAUUUUUGUAUUUUUUAAGCUUGUUUUCCGGUGUGUGUAUGUGUACUACAGUGUGCAU
This is a messenger RNA of Scleropages formosus (Asian bonytongue), 7231 nucleotides long. It is a transcript of the gene hcfc1a, whose product is annotated as host cell factor C1a. The record is from RefSeq and is a predicted model, not a curated record. Bases 173 to 6331 code for a protein of 2052 amino acids. Gene Ontology annotation, biological process: chromatin remodeling; regulation of DNA-templated transcription. Gene Ontology annotation, molecular function: protein binding; transcription coactivator activity. Gene Ontology annotation, cellular component: histone methyltransferase complex. The transcript has 28 exons. NCBI's taxonomy places the organism in Eukaryota, Metazoa, Chordata, Actinopteri, Osteoglossiformes, Osteoglossidae.